CAAACGGAGCUGCGAAGGCGGUUGCGGCAGAGCUCUUUGACGACGAGAAGCAUAUGGUGCGCAUUGACAUGAGCGAGUACAUGGAGCAGCACGCCGUCGCUCGCCUCAUUGGGGCACCACCGGGUUACGUGGGUCACGAGGAAGGCGGGCAGCUGACGGAGCCCGUGCGCCGUCGCCCGCACACAGUGGUGCUGCUUGACGAGGUGGAAAAGGCACACCCAUCUGUGUUCAAUGUGUUGCUGCAAGUGCUGGACGACGGCCGGCUGACGGACUCGCAUGGAAGGACCGUUGAUUUCAGCAAUGCCAUCGUCGUCAUGACGUCCAACCUCGGGUCUGAGCACCUUGUCCACGUGGGGAAUUCUCCAAAGGGAUGGGAGGCGACGCGUGAGAAGGUCUGGCAGGUGGUGCGCAGCUACUUCCGCCCGGAAUUUCUCAACCGCCUUGACGACAUUGUACUUUUUCGCAGGCUGGGCUUUGGGGAGCUUCACGAAAUCAUUGACCUUAUUGUUGCGGAGGUGAACGGACGGCUGAAGUCCCAGGACAUCUUGCUGGAAGUGACCGAUGAGGCGAAAAAUUUUGUUCUGGAGAAAGCCUUUGAUGCCGAAAUGGGCGCCCGCCCGCUGCGCCGCUGGGUUGAAAAAUACAUCACCACCGAGGUGAGCCGCAUGAUUCUUGCGCAGCAGCUUCCGCCGAACAGCACUGUGAGGGUGUUGGUGAACAGCAGCCAGGGCAAACUUGCCUUCAGCGUUAAGCGCUCGUCUUUGUCGGAGUGA
Trypanosoma cruzi is the source of this 773-nucleotide messenger RNA. Its product is annotated as ATP-dependent Clp protease subunit, heat shock protein 100, putative. Gene Ontology annotation, cellular component: cytoplasm. The record is from RefSeq and is a predicted model, not a curated record. The annotation marks the transcript as partial. NCBI's taxonomy places the organism in Eukaryota, Euglenozoa, Kinetoplastea, Trypanosomatida, Trypanosomatidae. Gene Ontology annotation, molecular function: ATP binding; ATP hydrolysis activity. Gene Ontology annotation, biological process: cellular response to heat. The transcript has a single exon.